Molecule: messenger RNA, 1669 nt
Organism: Helicoverpa armigera (cotton bollworm)
Lineage: Eukaryota; Metazoa; Arthropoda; Insecta; Lepidoptera; Noctuidae
Gene: Stoml2
Product: stomatin-like protein 2, mitochondrial
Exons: 8
Coding region: 119-1363 (414 amino acids)
Biological process (GO): mitochondrion organization
Cellular component (GO): mitochondrion; membrane
Source: RefSeq, a predicted model, not a curated record
UGACAUUACAUUUAGUUUUCAUCAUUCUGAUUUGAACGGAAAGCAAAUUCUGGCUAAAAAGUGAAUUUUAUGGAAUGGAAAGUGAAAUUUCAGGGGAAUAUUCUUGAAAUACAUAAAAAUGUUCACUCGCACCAGACUGUUUUUCUCCAGGACUCUUCCUUUGCGCAAUGUUUUUAGCUUGGAAUAUCAAAACAAUGGUAGAUUUUUGUACAGCAUUACAGCCGCAAGAAGUCGUUCUACUACCCCGCUUAAUACGAUUGUAAUGUUCGUUCCUCAACAAGAGGCAUGGAUUGUGGAACGAAUGGGAAAAUUUCAUAGGAUUUUAGAGCCUGGACUGAAUCUGCUGUGGCCUAUAGUGGAUAAGAUAAAGUAUGUGCAGAGCUUGAAGGAAAUAGCUAUAGAUGUUCCAAAACAAAGUGCCAUCACCUCUGACAAUGUGACCCUCAGCAUCGAUGGAGUUCUUUAUCUUCGUAUUAUUGACCCUUACUUAGCAUCAUACGGUGUUGAAGAUCCGGAGUUUGCCAUCACACAACUUGCUCAAACAACUAUGCGUUCCGAACUUGGUCAGAUUUCGCUCGACAAAGUGUUCAGGGAGAGAGAAUCUCUGAACGUGGCUAUUGUGGAUGCUAUCAAUAAGGCCAGUGAAGCUUGGGGUAUCACAUGUCUUCGUUAUGAGAUCCGGGAUAUAAAGCUGCCGACGCGAGUACACGAAGCUAUGCAGAUGCAAGUGGAAGCUGAACGGCGGAAAAGAGCUGCCAUCUUGGAGUCCGAGGGAGUCAGAGCUGCAGACAUUAAUGUUGCUGAGGGCAAGCGCCAGGCUAGAAUAUUGGCUUCAGAGGCUGAGAAACAAGAACAGAUAAACAAGGCGUCUGGUGAAGCUCAGGCGAUGCUUGCCGUCGCGGAGGCGCGGGCGCAAGGGCUCAAGCUAAUUGGAGGCGCGCUUGCUCAACGGGAUAGCAAGCAUGCUGCAUCACUGACCCUGGCUGAGCAAUAUGUGUCGGCGUUCAACAAGCUAGCGAGGACGAAUAACACUCUCAUCUUACCCGCGAACGCUGGAGACGUGUCCAACUUAGUUGCACAGGCGAUGUCAAUAUAUUCAACAGUGACAGCACACAAUGCACAAACGAAGACAAAGACACAGCCUGAAAUCACAGAGUACGAGGAGCCUCUAGUCAAAAUUAAUGCAUUAACAGAAAAAGGUUCCACCUUGGCAGGCCCAGCCUUGAGCAACGUCGACGACUCCUUAGCAGAAUACUUCUCAGAUGACGAAGAAAGAGAAAAGGCGUUAAGAGCUCACAAAGAGAAGAAGGACUACCACACGCAACAGUUAAAUAAACUAGAGAAAAUAGAAAAGGAAACAUAGAACUAUUACAUUAGCAACCUUUCUCAAAAUAAGAUUGUCUCUGCAUUUCAAAUGUAGCUACGAAACUUUGUUGUGUAACUUGGUGCAUUGGGGAUGACAAGUUCUGAAUGAAAACUAGACAACUGCAAUAAAAUGCAUUUAUUUUCAUACAUUGUACAAUACAGUCAGUUCCAAGUGUUAUAAAAUGUUAAUGUACAGAUAUGCAAUAUUUUUAAAACAAAUCAUAUCUCAUUAGUUGGUCAUCUUAAGUUAUUUAUUGUGAAAUAACUCUGGAGAAAAUAAAAAUAAACUUAAAAAAUAUAAAAA